UUCACAUGAUCUUUCUCUUAUCUGGAACUUCGCUGUCAUCUGAAUCUGAUACCCAACUUCAACUUUCAUUCGUCGCCCACCUUCCUUCCUUCUUCCCUCAGUUCCUCUCUCUAAGACCCUUUCCCAUGGCCACACGCGCAACCCACGUCCCUAUAUAUAAUAAGCAUUCCCCCCCGUCCAAAAGCCAAAUUACACCAGGUGCGUACAUACUGCGUAGCUGUCUGUUUUGCCGGUAUCAAACGACUGAGAGAUGGCAACGCGAGACGGGGCCGUGGUGUUCGAGGAUUUCUUCCCGGUGAUGGUGGCGAGGCUGGGGGCGCGGGGUUUCAUGGAGGAGCUGAGCAAAGGGUUCCGCCUCUUGAUGGACAAGGAGAAAGGGGUGAUCACUCUGGAGAGCUUGAGGAGGAACGCGGGCAUGCUGGGGUUGAGGGGCAUGAGCGACGAGGACGUGAGAUCGAUGCUGAGGGAAGGCGAUCUGGACGGGGAUGGGAGUUUGAGCGAGAGGGAGUUUUGCGUGCUCAUGUUCAGAUUGAGCCCUGGCUUGAUGAAGGGUUCCAAGGAAAUGUUAGAGGAAGAAUCCACUGAUUCUCGCUUUUGAUUGCCUUGUUACUACCGGUCUACUCUUUCCUCCUUUUUAUACAAUUUGGGGAUAGUGUGUCCCGAUAGCGCUUUAUU
Molecule: messenger RNA, 675 nt
Organism: Rhodamnia argentea
Lineage: Eukaryota; Viridiplantae; Streptophyta; Magnoliopsida; Myrtales; Myrtaceae
Product: calcium-binding protein PBP1-like
Exons: 2
Coding region: 251-598 (115 amino acids)
Molecular function (GO): calcium ion binding
Source: RefSeq, a predicted model, not a curated record